Messenger RNA from Astyanax mexicanus (Mexican tetra), 1510 nucleotides. It is a transcript of the gene dtnbp1b, whose product is annotated as dystrobrevin binding protein 1b. The transcript has 4 exons. NCBI's taxonomy places the organism in Eukaryota, Metazoa, Chordata, Actinopteri, Characiformes, Acestrorhamphidae. The record is from RefSeq and is a predicted model, not a curated record. The coding region runs from base 185 to 832 and encodes 215 amino acids. Gene Ontology annotation, cellular component: cytoplasm; plasma membrane; synaptic vesicle membrane. Gene Ontology annotation, biological process: anterograde synaptic vesicle transport; negative regulation of protein kinase activity; regulation of synaptic vesicle exocytosis.
GUGUUCUGCCUCCCAGUCAGUAAAACCUUUGCGCUGCCUUCACACACACUCAUUCAAACGCACGGCUGUCUCUGGUAUAAACUCACGCCACAGCAUUGUGUGUGUGUGUGUGUAUGUAUGUGUGUGUGUCUCAGGAUGAGCGUCUUCAGGCUCGCUGCGUGAGGAAAUUCUUCGUCCGUCCAGCAUGUCUUCCCCAGGCUCGGCCGACAGCAGCAAGAGGAAUUCCUCGGAGCUGGAUGCUCAGAGGGUUCCGGAAGCAGAUGCUGGACCACCGCAGCAGCAGCAGCAGCAGGUGAAGUGGAAGGACAGGCAGAAGUUCUUUGAGGAGGCGUUUCAGCAAGACAUGGAGCACUACCUGUCCACCGGAUAUCUACAGAUCGCUGAGAGGAGAGAGCCAAUAGGAAGUAUGUCGUCUAUGGAGGUGAACGUGGACAUGCUGGAGCAGAUGGACCUGAUGGACAUGUCUGAUCACGAGGCUCUGGACGUCUUCCUGAACUCAGGAGGAGAAGACAACAGUGCAGCUUCACCUAUGCUUGGUCCCGAUGUGGAGUCGUUCACCACUGAGAUCACACUGCAGGUUCCCACGCAGGCCGAGCUCCGGCACAAACUGGCCUCCCUCUCCUCCACCUGCACUGACUCCGCCAGCCAGGACACAGAGGCCGGAGAGGAAGAGGAGGAGGAUGAAGAAGAGGACAGAGGAGGAGGAGGAAUAGGAGGACCCCAGCUGGUGAGGAGAGAUGAAGGAGGAGUCUGUGGAGAUUCUUCUCUACCACAACCAAAUCCACCAAGAGCCAAGAACUGUGCGAAAGGCCCCCUCUCCUCAGCCACAUAGAGAUCAGAGGGAGGAGGAGAGGAAGGGAGGUGAUGGUGAAACUGUGUGCUAUGCACUCGCUGCGUGAGAGAAGGUGUUUUACGUCGGUCGUGUUUUAUGACCUUCUUGGAUUUUGUACAGAAAUUCCUCGUUUUGUGGCGUGCAGUAUUUCACCCCAUUCCCCUGCGAGUAAAUGUUUCUCCCUCCAGCUGCUGCCUUUACCUGUUGUUCAGAUAUACAGUAUAACUAAUAUAUAUUAAAGGGUCCGUGUCUUACAGGUCAGUCGUAUUGUAAUUUUCUUCUUGUCUACAGAUUUAAAACACCUUCUUACAAUAGAACAGUCUUAAAAACUGAUUUCUGUGGGAUUAAAAAACUGUUGGAAUUAUACACUGGAGAUGAAAAGGCAAAAAUAGAAAAUACUUGUUGUUUUUUAAACAUAUAAAAGAUGGGCAGAGCUGCUCACAAUACUGCACCCAGUCAGCAGAGCUGCUAGAGAUGUUGUAGCUUCACUUUUAAAAGGUGUUGCACUGAUUAUGCUUCCAUAUGAUCAUUGGUAUCAAGCAGACAGACCCUAUGGAAGCCCUGAAAGGACGGGAAAUAAAAAUGUUUUAUUUUUAUUAUUAUUAUUUUUUUGUCAACAUUCAAGUUUUCGGUUUGUGUAUCCAUCAAAUCCAUUAAAAAUAUUUCCAGAACAAACUA